Messenger RNA from Lycium barbarum (goji berry), 967 nucleotides. Its product is annotated as septum-promoting GTP-binding protein 1-like. Lineage: Eukaryota; Viridiplantae; Streptophyta; Magnoliopsida; Solanales; Solanaceae. The coding region runs from base 91 to 927 and encodes 278 amino acids. Gene Ontology annotation, molecular function: GTP binding; GTPase activity. The record is from RefSeq and is a predicted model, not a curated record. The transcript has 6 exons.
UUGAUUUUACUUUCAUGGCCCUGAGAAGCAGAAGCUCCUCUUAAGGCCAUCUCUCUCACUUUCAUUUAUUCAACAAAAAAAAAGAACAAAAUGAGGAAGCGUUUACUGCUUUGUUAUAGAAGAAUGUUUAAGCUAAACAAAAAGAGGAAAAUAAUCUGCAAGGUGUUAGUACUUCAAAAGUAUGUAAGGUCAUUUUGGAACCAACUUGUUGGUUGCUGUAUAGGCUACAAGUCCAUUAAGUACAGGAAAUUGUCAAGCCACCAUUCCUCUUCCUCCACCAGGGCAGUUUCGGGCAGUGGCUUUUCGGGGAGCUUAACCGCGCCGUGUUGUUGUGAUCACUCCAUUGAAUCUUUGGAGGAUUUGGUUGCCUUGAAGAUAUGCAUAUUGGGUGAUAACCAAAUUGGCAAGACAAGUUUCUUGACAAAGUAUGUAGGAAAGGAGACAGGAGAAGAAAGCUGUUCAACAACAGGGUUAAAUCAAAUGGAUAAAAUUUUGUGUGUUAAAGGGGCAAGGAUCUCCUAUAGCAUCUGGGAAGUCCAAGGUGAUGUUUCUGCCUCUACUCAGAUUCCAACCGCUUGUAAAGACUCUGUAGCAAUUUUAUUCAUGUUUGAUCUUACAAGUCGGCGUACACUUAAGAGUGUCAUUAGCUGGUAUCAACAAGCACGACCAUGGAAUCAGACGGCAAUUCCAGUAUUGAUAGGAACAAAGUUUGAUGAUUUCGUGCAAUUGCCAUUAGAUUUGCAAUGGACCAUCGCAAAUCAGGCAAGAGCAUAUGCAAAAGCACUGAAUGCAACCUUAUUCUUCUCAAGUGCAACAUACAACAUAAAUGUGAACAAGAUCUUCAAGUUCAUCACAGCCAAGCUCUUCAACUUACCAUGGACGAUGGAACGUAACCUCACCAUUGGAGAACCCAUCAUUGACUUCUAGACUUACUACCAUUUUGCAGCAAAAAAAAACAGAAAAUUGA